This is a messenger RNA of Sceloporus undulatus (fence lizard), 1556 nucleotides long. RefSeq lists its product as uncharacterized. The record is from RefSeq and is a predicted model, not a curated record. The transcript has 2 exons. Bases 1 to 1536 code for a protein of 511 amino acids. Lineage: Eukaryota; Metazoa; Chordata; Lepidosauria; Squamata; Phrynosomatidae.
AUGGCUGGCACUUUGUGCCAUUUAGAAUGCCCAUACUUCCUCCUCCGAAAAAGUUUGGGCGCACCUAGCUACCUCGAAGUGAGUGCUGGUACAAUGAUGACUAAUAAAACAAGAGUCUUGAUGAGACUAGAUGCGAAAGUGAAAUCUGUGGCAUGUCAGACUAUAAUGACGAUAGCUGAGAUCUAUAAGGGAGUAAAUCUCGCAGGAGAAAACUCGGUUAGAGAGACCCCUGUUGGGAAAGAAACCGAACGGACAAAUCUGGGGACCUAUAAGGGAGUAAAUCCCGCAGGAGGGAACUCGGCCAGAGAGACCCCUGUUGAGAAAGAAACUGAGUGGACAGCCCUGGAGAUCUAUAAGGGAGUAAAUCCCACAGGAGAGAACUCGGUGCGAGAGACCCCUGUUGGGAAAGAAACCAUACGGACAAGCCUGGAGACCUAUAAGGGAGUAAAUCCCACAGGAGAAAACUCGUUGAGAGAGAUCCCUGUAGGGAAAGAAACCAAGAGGAGCCAGAGAAAAGAAAAAUUAGGGCUCAAAAUAACAUCGGAGCCCCAUCAUGCCCGGAACAACAAUAAAGAGGGAAGCUCCAGUAGAAACAACAAUAUGGAAAGGAGUACAAGGCAUGAUGUGGAUGACUUGACUCCGAGUCCUGGUAAUGUGACUGAGUAUGAGACGAAUCCAACCGAUAUAGACUGCCAAGGUGAUCUGAGCAGCCAAUUGGACACCUGUAAGGACAAAAGAAAUGACCUAGAGACACCCCCAGACCUGCAAGGAAGGAAGACAGGAGACCAAGAAGCAACAAAGGGAACAGAUAAUCAAAUUGGAAUCAAUAAUUUGGACCAAGGGGGAAUUGCAAUUAUUAAAUUGGGAAUGGAAAAACCAGCCUGUCCCUUUUGCAACUGCAUUGUUGGAAAGCCAACUGCAUUAGAUAGCCACAUUAAAGGUAGCCAUGGAGGGAAGAAAGUGAUCUAUGAGUGUAGUAAAUGUGAGAGGAAAGACGAAAGGGUACACUCGACCCUGGUCCAUAUGGCUAAGUGUAAAAAUAAGGGGAAGAUCGUGGGAAUACUAGAUGGGAUGGAAUGCUGUCAAUGUGGAGAUAAAUUUGAGACGAUAAGUGGGCUGUCACAACAUAAAAGGCACAAACAUCCGGACCAAAGAAACAAAGAAAGGAUUGGGAAAGAAGUGGAAGAGGAAAGUAGGAGAAAUAGAGAGAAUAAUCGGGGGAAGCAUAAAAGCUGUUGGACAGAAGAAGAGGUAGAACAAUUAGAAUUGUUAUGGAUGAAAUAUGAGGGACAUAAAAACAUCAACAAGUUAAUAGAAAGUGAAUUAACAACUAAAACAGCGAAACAAAUAAGUGAUAAGAGGAGGCUCAUUGAGCUGAAAAGAAAAAGGGUUAAGGAGGAUAAAGAGGACUUCCCGCGGGGUGCCGCGGCUCGCACUCCACCUCCCCCUCCAAUCGGUGGGGGGGGUUGGAGUGAGAGUCGUGGGCCUAGAGGAAGAGUUUGGAAGAAAGGCAAAGGAAUGGAUAGAGAAUGGUAAUAUUGUAAAUAAGGAGAUUA